Messenger RNA from Scophthalmus maximus (turbot), 2406 nucleotides. It is a transcript of the gene rbbp5, whose product is annotated as retinoblastoma binding protein 5. NCBI's taxonomy places the organism in Eukaryota, Metazoa, Chordata, Actinopteri, Pleuronectiformes, Scophthalmidae. Gene Ontology annotation, cellular component: Set1C/COMPASS complex. The transcript is spliced from 14 exons. The record is from RefSeq and is a predicted model, not a curated record. The coding region runs from base 286 to 1983 and encodes 565 amino acids. Gene Ontology annotation, molecular function: protein binding.
UGUCUGUCAGAGUUGCCUGACUCCAGAGGAUGGCAGCAGUGCAAGCGUCCGUUAAAGCCCGAAAGAAAUAGAGGAAGAAGAAGAACAAUGUGAUUUUUGUUCAGGCGCCGUCCACGUCGCGUUGUGUUGGGGUCCUGCGUGGAGGCUCGGCGCGCCAGUCCCCGCGGCUGCUGAGGCUCAAUUUCAAAAAAAAAAAAAAAAAAAAAUACGUGCGGACGUUUACAACGAUAUCAGUUCACAACAUCAAGCCGCCGGGGGGAACUUUGGAUCGGCUUUCGUCCAGCGAUGAAUCUAGAACUGCUCGAGUCGUUCGGGCAGAACUAUCCAGAGGAGGCAGAUGGCACCCUGGACUGUAUCAGCAUGGCCCUCACCUGCACCUUCAACCGCUGGGGCACCCUGCUGGCCGUGGGCUGCAACGACGGCCGCAUCGUCAUCUGGGACUUUCUCACACGGGGAAUCGCCAAAAUCAUCAGCGCUCACAUUCACCCAGUCUGCUCUCUGUGCUGGAGUCGAGAUGGCCACAAGCUGGUGAGCGCCUCCACAGACAACAUCGUCUCGCAGUGGGACGUCCUGACUGGAGACUGUGACCAGAGAUUCCGUUUCCCCUCGCCCAUCCUGAAACUACAGUGCCACCCCAGAGACAUGGACAAGGUGCUGGUGUGUCCCAUGAAGUCUGCCCCGGUGCUGCUGACCCUGUCAGACUCCAAGCACGUUGUCCUGCCCGUGGACGACGACUCAGACCUGAACGUGGUGGCAGCCUUCGACAGACGGGGCGAAUACAUCUACACGGGCAACGCCAAAGGAAAGAUCCUGGUGUUGAAUACAAACACUCAGGAGCUGGUGGCGUCUUUCAGAGUGACCACUGGCACCAGUAACACCACAGCCAUCAAAUCCAUCGAAUUUGCACGCAAGGGCAGUUGCUUUCUCAUCAACACGGCAGACCGCAUCAUCAGAGUAUACGACGGCAGGGAGAUACUGACCUGUGGCCGGGAUGGUGAACCCGAACCUAUGCAGAAACUACAGGAUCUGGUCAACAGGACUCCGUGGAAGCGCUGCUGUUUCUCCGGGGAUGGCGAAUACAUUGUGGCCGGCUCGGCCAGGCAGCACGCCCUCUACAUCUGGGAGAAGAGCAUCGGCAACCUGGUGAAGAUCCUGCACGGAACCAGAGGAGAGCUGCUGCUUGAUGUCGCUUGGCAUCCUGUCCGUCCGAUCAUCGCCUCCAUCUCCAGUGGAGUGGUCUCCAUCUGGGCUCAGAACCAAGUGGAAAACUGGAGCGCCUUCGCUCCCGACUUCAAAGAGCUGGACGAGAACGUGGAGUACGAGGAGCGAGAGUCAGAGUUCGACAUCGAGGACGAGGACAAGAGUGAACCUGAGCAGACAGGUGCAGACGCUGCAGAAGAUGAAGAGGUGGAUGUCACCACCGUUGACCCCAUAGUUGCUUUUUGCAGCAGUGACGAGGAGCUGGAAGACUACAAGGCCCUGCUGUACCUGCCCAUCGCCCCCGAAGUCGAGGACCCCGAGGAAAACCCCUUCGGCCCCCCGCCGGACUCCUCGGUCCAGGGUUCUGCCCCAGAGGAGGCAGUGGCUGGCGGCGGCGACAAGAAGCAGCGGCAGCCUUCGUCUGAAGGAGGCCCGGCCAAAAAGAAGGCCCGCACCACCACCAUCGAACUGCAGGGGGUGCCCAGUGACGAGGUGCACCCCCUGCUGGGCGUGAAGGGGGACGGCAAGUCCAAGAAGAAGACAGCGGGUCGGCCCAAAGGCUCCAAAGGUAAAGACAAAGACUUCCCCUUCCGGCCCAAACCUUACAGGGGCGAACGCCCCUCCUUCCCCGGGGAAGUCUUGGGCGGCUCUGGCCCGGGAGUUGGAGGAGUUGGAGGAGGAGGAGGAGUAGGAGGGAUGAAGGGCAGGGCAGAGGGGGGCCUGGCCACAGGGAGUCUGGUCACACCGUCGUACAAACAGCACGACAUUGGAGGGAUGGACUGAUCACUGCCGCGAACACUUGUGGAAUUAACACCAACAGGCUCAGACAAAGAGACACGAACCCCGGAUGUCUCGAACAGACUGUGAGUGAGCAGCAGCCUGUUCGCUGUUCAGACUGUUUCCUCUCAAAAACCAGCACACAGCGUCACAGGGAAACUCCUCGGCCUGGAUUACACACACACAUGCACAUGCACACACAGACACACACACACACACACACACACACACACACACACACACACACACACACACACACACACACACACACACAGAGAUGUCUGUGAGUCAUCACAGUAGAUAUCACAUGUCCGUGAGUCUCUAUAGAACGCCUGCAUCCUGAUUGUGUAACGUGUGUGUGUGUGUGUGUGUGUGUGUUGUUUUUCUCAUUGUUUUUAUACGUAUUAAAACAUUCUGAUUUAUAAGGAA